This is a messenger RNA of Suncus etruscus (white-toothed pygmy shrew), 1134 nucleotides long. RefSeq names its product histone-lysine N-methyltransferase PRDM9-like. Gene Ontology annotation, biological process: negative regulation of transcription by RNA polymerase II. The transcript has 8 exons. Gene Ontology annotation, molecular function: DNA-binding transcription repressor activity, RNA polymerase II-specific. The record is from RefSeq and is a predicted model, not a curated record. Lineage: Eukaryota; Metazoa; Chordata; Mammalia; Eulipotyphla; Soricidae.
AUGACGAUGGAGUCUCAAAGUGUGAUGUCCUGUCCCCAGGACACAGUGACUUUCCCUGAUGUGGUCAUAAGGUUUUCGCCCAAGGAGUGGCCAUUUCUGGACGCCUCUCAGAGGAAGCUCUAUAGGGACGUGAUGCUGGAGACCUACGAGCAUCUACGGACCUUGGGGCAUUGCAAGGUGAAACCUUUGCUGAUCUCCUGGUUGGAGGAUGGAAUCCUGGAGAGGCUGCCAAGAGGUCAGAGGUCAAAUCUCGCCAAACACCAGAGGACACACACAGGAGAGAAGCCCCAUGUUUGUAGGGAAUGUGGGCGAGGCUUUAGUCUGAGCUCAGGUCUCAUCACACACCAGAGGACACACACAGGAGAGAAGCCCCAUGUUUGUGGGGAGUGUGGGCGAGGCUUUAGUCACAAGUCAAAUCUUGCCAAACACCAGAGGACACACACAGGAGAGAAGCCCCAUGUUUGUAGGGAAUGUGGACGAGGCUUUAGUCAGAGGUCAAAUCUCAUCGCACACCAGAGUACACAUACAGGAGAGAUGCCCCAUGUUUGUAAGGAAUGUGGGCGAGGAUUUACUCAGAGGUCAAGUCUCAUCACACACCAGAGGACACACACAGGAGAGAAGCCCCAUAUUUGUAGGGAAUGUGGGCGAGGCUAUAGUCAGAUCUUAAGUCUUAUCAAAAACCAUAGGACACAUACAGGGGAGAAGCCCCAUGUUUGUAGGGAAUGUGGGCGAGGCUUUAAUCGUAGGUCACAUCUUAUCACACACCAAAGGAUACACAUAGGAGAGAAGCCCCAUGUUUUUCGGGAGUGUGGGCGAGGUUUCAGAGAUAUGUCAGGUCUCAUCAGACACCAAAGGAUACACACAGGAGAGAAGCCCCAUGUUUGUGGGGAGUGUGGCUGAGGCUUCAGUCAGAGGUCAAGUCUCAUCAAACACCAGAGGACACAUUCAGGGGAGGACACAGAGGAGAGAAGCCCCAUGUUUGUGGGGAGUUUGGGCGAGGCUUCACAGAUAGUCCCUUUGCUGUUGGUUCCAAAACUGAACUUCGACUUUCAGAAAACGAAGAUAGACGUUUCAGAUCCCCCCUUCUUCCUGCAUCACUAUUUCCUACGACUCGGGGACAGCAAAGUCGAUUGA